Malania oleifera is the source of this 1380-nucleotide messenger RNA. RefSeq names its product beta-glucosidase 12-like. The transcript has 12 exons. Gene Ontology annotation, molecular function: beta-glucosidase activity. The coding region runs from base 145 to 1380 and encodes 411 amino acids. The record is from RefSeq and is a predicted model, not a curated record. Gene Ontology annotation, biological process: carbohydrate metabolic process. Lineage: Eukaryota; Viridiplantae; Streptophyta; Magnoliopsida; Santalales; Ximeniaceae.
GUGGAAGGAGCAGCACACAAAGAUGGUCGAUGGCCAAGUAUUUGGGACAUCUUCAGUGAGGGAUCUCCUGAGAGGAUAUCUGAUGGAAGCAAUGGAAGCGUGGCCAUUGAUUUUUAUCAUCGUUAUAAGGAUGACGUAGCUUUGAUGAAGGAAAUAGGAAUGGAUGCUUUUCGGUUCUCCAUCUCUUGGUCUCGAGUACUACCUGGUGGAAGCCUAACAAAUGGGGGAGUAAACCCUCGAGGAAUCAAAUUUUAUAAUGAUCUCAUCAAUGAAGUUAUUCGUCAAGGUAUGACACCCUAUGUCACACUUUUUCACUCGGAUGCUCCUCAAGGUUUAGAAGAUAAAUACAAUGGCUUUUUAAGCCAAAGGAUUGUGAAGGAUUUUAAAGAUUUUGCAGAAGUUUGCUUUGAUAAUUUUGGGGACCGAGUGAAGCAUUGGAUUACCUUGAACGAGCCAUGGACUUUUAGCGUUUAUGGCUAUGACUAUGGUUAUCAUGCACCGGGCCGGUGUUCCACAUGGGUGAAUGAAAACUGCACAGCUGGGAACUCAUCGAAAGAGCCUUACAUCGUAGCGCACAAUCUCCUUCUUUCUCAUGCAACUACUGUCCAACUAUAUAGGAAGAAGUAUCAGGCAAUUCAAAAGGGUCAGAUUGGAUUGGCCCUAAACCUUUUUUGGAUGGUAAACUAUACUGAUAGUCAAUGUGACAUAGAAGCAGCUGAAAGAGCCGCAGAUUUCAUGUAUGGAUGGUUUCUCCAUCCAACAACGUAUGGAGAUUAUCCAUGUUGUAUGAAAGAUAUUGUCCAACAUCGGCUACCCAAAUUCACUGCUAGCGAAUCCAAGUUGCUAAAAAAAUCUUAUGAUUUUGUUGGAGUGAAUUACUACACAGCUCGUUAUGCAGCAAAUAAUCCAUACUCUAAUCGAGUUAAUGUUAGCUACAUGAACGAUUUCCUUGUUGACCUUAAGACGGAGAAAGAUGGAGAACCCAUUGGUACACCGACGAACUUAUCCUGGUUCUAUGUCUAUCCAAGUGGAAUUAAGGAUCUUCUAAAGUAUACCAAGGAAAAAUAUGACAAUCCAACAAUUUACAUCACUGAGAAUGGGUUUAGUGAGUUAAAUAAUAAGAGUGAACCACUAAAGGAAUCCCUCAAUGAUAAUACAAGAAUAGACUACUACAAGUCUCAUCUUGAAUAUGUUCAAGCUGCCAUUGUCGAGGAUGAAGUUGAUGUCAAAGGUUUUUUUGCGUGGUCAUUUGCGGACAAUUAUGAAUGGAGUGAUGGGUAUACUUCGAGAUUUGGGUUAGUGUUCAUAGAUUAUGAUCAUCAUUUGAAGAGGUACCCGAAACGCUCCGCUUGCUGGUUUCAAAAGUUUCUCCACAAUUAA